AUGACUUAUUGUCUGUGUGCAAGGUUAUCGUCCAAGAGAAAGUUCUUUGAUUUAACAUGCUACUAUAUGAUGUCCGCUAUUUCCAUCUUUCGAUUGCAUUAUUUCGUGUUUGUAGUAAAACGUGGUGUCGUAAGUUUCCAGCUCUACAAUGUGGUGGUGAAGGACAAGCAUACGGCUCGAUUAAUUGUGGAAACCGGCCUGCCACAUCGUCGCACCUUUGUGCCUUGGACAGAAGUCGUACCACGUCACUACCACGACAUGGGCCAACGUUUCCGUCGUGCGCAAGAACUGGUACAUUUUCUCAUUUUGAUAUGUGACACCAUACAUUGUGCAAAGGAAGUGGUUUAUGACAGCCAAGUGAAACUGCGGGCAGUGACAGCACGAGGAGAUGACUUAAAACCGACAGGAACAAUGAGUGGAGGUAACCUGAAACGGAAGCAAAUUGAUAUCGACAAAAGGAAAUUGCUUGACACCAUCGCGUUACUCGACAUUAAGAAAACGCAGGAAAUUCACAAGGCGUACACGCAAGUUAAUCGAGACUUUGGAAAUAUUUUUUCUACAUUGUUACCCGGUGCUUCAGCUAAGCUUGAACCACCACCUGGAAAGACAGUGGAGCAAGGACUCGAGGUUAAAGUGGCUUUUAACGGAAAAUGGAAAGAGUCUUUGCAGGAAUUAUCUGGAGGCCAACGUUCACUGGUCGCUUUGUCAUUGGUGUUAGCUAUGCUAAAGUUCCGACCGGCUCCUAUUUACAUUUUAGACGAAGUCGACGCUGCUCUAGACUUGUCACAUACACAAAACAUCGGACUUAUGAUUAAGAAACAUUUCACUACCAGUCAGUUCAUUAUUGUCUCACUGAAAGAGGGCAUGUUCAAUCAUGCAAAUGUGCUUUAUCGUACGAAAUUCUCUGAUGGAACGUCUCAAGUUGUUCGAACGAAUAACAAAUCAAUAGAUUUGUCUAGCUUAAAUAAAAACAAUAAUACACAAAAAGAAACUGUUCCUGAUUUUUAA
Molecule: messenger RNA, 1008 nt
Organism: Angiostrongylus costaricensis
Lineage: Eukaryota; Metazoa; Nematoda; Chromadorea; Rhabditida; Metastrongylidae
Source: the annotation of a GenBank genome assembly